UCGGAGCAAACAGACAACUGGCUUGUUUUAUUUUUUUUGUUUGUUUUUUUUUCUUCACGUUUGGGAGCACUAGGACCCAGGAGACGCUGUUUCAACCAGCAGGAGUUAUUUCACAUAGCAGUACAGUAUAAGGAAAGCCCCAUUGGAUCUAUUAUUGCAGGAUACUUGUGAAACAUACAGAGAUUUCUUCUUCUUCCCCUGGCUGCAUCUUGAAUAUGGAGAUGUUGCAUGUGUGAGGAAGCCUGGCUUUGAAAGGCUGCAGUCUGCAGUGAAGAAUUCCUCAUCAAUAUUCUCUUUUUUCUUGUCCUGUUGAUAAUUGACUUCUUUGGUUCAAUCCUAUUAUAUUCCUUUUUUUUCCAUCUUCACCUUCCUUUGCUUCACACCUGGUUUGGAUCUGAGAACAUUACUGGCUACUUUGAGAGGUAGAGGCAUCUUGUACAUGGGAUCCUAGCUAUAGAUGGAAUUAACAGAUUUGAUGGUAAACUUGGCACUUAUGCAUUUGGAUACUGUUACUAAUUGGUAGCAGAAUAUAAAAUAGAAAUAUCACAGGGAUUAUUAAUACGUGGAUCUGCUGAAUAAGCAUUGUGAUGACCAGCUAUCACCUUGCUGACUGAUACCAACACAAGAACAAUUUGGAAGAUCGUGCUGGAGAACAGUUUUUGAGAGCUGAAAGAUGAAAGCUCCGAUUCCACAUUUGAUCCUCUUAUAUGCGACUCUAACACAGAGCUUGAAGGUCGUUACUAAAAGAGGUUCGGCUGAUGGAUGCACUGACUGGUCUGUGGAUUACAAAAAAUAUCAAGUUUUGGUUGGUGAGCCUGUUCGAAUAAAAUGUGCACUAUUUUAUGGCUACAUCAGAGCAAAUUAUACUUUGGCACAAAGUGCUGGACUUAGUUUGAUGUGGUACAAAAGUACUGGGCCUGGAGAUUUUGAAGAACCAAUUGCUUUUGAUGGAAUAAGAAUGAGCAAAGAAGAAGAUUCCAUAUGGUUUCGACCAACAGUGAUAGAAGACAGUGGUCUUUACGCAUGUGUCAUAAGAAACUCAACUUACUGCAUGAAAGUUUCUAUUUCGUUGGCAGUAGGGGACAAUGACACCGGGUUCUGUUACAAUUCCAAAAUGAAAUACUUUGAAAAGGCUGAACUAAGUAAAAGCAAGGAGAUCUUAUGUCCAGAAAUAGAAGAUUUUAUAAUGCCAUACAGGGAACCAGAAAUAAAAUGGUAUAAGGAAUGCAAAGCAAAAACAUGGAGGCCCAGUAUUAUUUUUAAAAGGGACACACUGGUAAUACGAGAAGUAAGAGAAGACGAUAUUGGGAAUUAUACUUGCGAACUGAAAUAUGGAGGUUUUUUAGUCAGAAGGACAACAGAAUUAACUGUGACAGCUCCUGUCACAGAUAAACCACCAAAACUGCUUCAACCACUAGAAAGCAAGCUGACAAUCCAAGAAGUGCAGAUUGGCAGGUCGGCUAAUUUAACCUGCAGAGCUUUUUUUGGCUAUGGCGGAGAUGCCAGUCCUGUGAUUUACUGGAUGAAGGGUGAAAAAUUUAUUGAAGAUCUGGAUGAAAAGAGGGUCAGAGAAAGUGAUACAAGAAUACUUAGGAAACAUCUCGGAGAGCAAGAGGUCUCCAUCUCAUUAAUAUUUGAUUCAGUUGAAGAUGCCGACUUAGGCAACUAUUCCUGUUAUGUGGAGAAUGGGAAUGGACGAAGACACGCCAGUGUUUUACUGCAUAAAAGAGAGCUUAUGUACACUGUUGAACUUGCUGGAGGCCUUGGGGCUAUUCUAUUGUUGCUUGUUUGUCUUGUCACCAUCUACAAAUGUUAUAAGAUUGAACUUAUGCUGUUCUACAGAAAUCACUUUGGAACAGAGGAACUCGAUGCAGAUAACAAAGAUUUUGAUGCAUAUUUGUCGUAUACAAAAGUGGACCCUGAUCAGUGGAACCAAGAGACAGGAGAAGAAGAAAGAUUUGCACUGGAAAUUUUACCUGAUAUGCUUGAAAAACACUAUGGAUACAAACUGUUUAUACCUGACAGAGAUCUAAUUCCUACAGGAACAUACAUUGAAGAUGUUGCAAGAUGUGUGGAUCAAAGUAAACGAUUAAUCAUUGUUAUGACUCCCACUUAUGUCGUAAGGAGAGGUUGGAGUAUAUUUGAGUUAGAGACCAGGCUAAGAAAUAUGCUGAUCACUGGAGAAAUUAAAGUGAUACUAAUAGAAUGCAGUGAAUUACGUGGGAUUAUGAAUUACCAAGAAGUGGAGAUGCUGAAACACACUAUCAAGCUAUUAACCGUAAUCAAGUGGCAUGGGCCUAAAUGCAACAAGUUGAAUUCAAAUUUCUGGAAACGUUUACAGUAUGAAAUGCCUUUUAAGCGAAUAGAACCCAUCACACAUGAGCAAGUUUUAGAUGUCAGUGAACAGGGACCUUUUGGGGAACUGCAGACGGUUUCAGCAAUUUCAAUGGCUGCUGCCACUUCCACUGCCCUGGCUACUGCCCAUCCCGACAUCCGCUCUACCUUUCAUAACACUUACCAUACACAAAUGCGACAGAAACACUAUUAUAGAAGCUAUGAAUAUGACGUACCUCCUACUGGCACCCUGCCUCUUACCUCAAUAGGUAACCAGCAUACCUACUGCAACAUACCUAUGACACUAAUUAAUGGACAGCGGCCACAGACAAAAGCAAACAGGGAGCAGCAUCCAGAUGAGGCUCAUACAAACAGUGCUAUUUUGCCGCUUUUGCCAAGAGAGACCAGUAUUUCUAGUGUCAUCUGGUGACAGGAAUGGUAGGGGCACAGCAGCCCCACACAGCUAGAAGCGGGAAUUGCAGUCUGGUGCCUGGAUUUUCAUCCUCGACUGCUGCUGUUAAACAUGCAUUACAAUCGUAAAAUUUUGAGGAAAAACAGGGUCUUGUACAUAUUUUUGCAAUUUAUUUGUAGCAUCAGUGUCUUCCUGUUUUACCCAUGUCUCUUGCCAUUACAUUUUUGACUUUGUUUUAUAUGUUAAU
This is a messenger RNA of Pelobates fuscus (common spadefoot toad), 2993 nucleotides long. It is a transcript of the gene IL1RAPL1, whose product is annotated as interleukin 1 receptor accessory protein like 1. Lineage: Eukaryota; Metazoa; Chordata; Amphibia; Anura; Pelobatidae. The record is from RefSeq and is a predicted model, not a curated record. Bases 674 to 2764 code for a protein of 696 amino acids. Gene Ontology annotation, biological process: negative regulation of exocytosis; signal transduction. The transcript is spliced from 11 exons.